AGGGUACCGACCCCUCGCAGGAAAACCAUUGCGAUCUGCAUAAAUUCGUAAUUUGAUUUUCAUCAGAUUUCGUUGCAAAUGGAACGGAAAAAAUAGCCAUUUCAUCUGCGGACGUUUUGGACUUUGAACGAAGAGAGAGGGGGAAAAAAAAAACCCUAGAUUUCGCCAUCGCAUGGAUGCCAAGGACAUUCUCGGUUUGCCCAAAAUCCCUUUCUCUGUUGCUCAGGAGAAGAAACCUCGUCCGCAGAAGGAUUCUCAGAGAAAACCAGAUGGCAUUUCUCGAGAGGUCUAUGCGCUUACAGGUGGUUUGGCACCCCUCAUGCCUUCUAUAGACGUCUCUCACUUGAAACGGAAAUCUCAACCGGACAAUGAAAAGAUCACUUGGAGGUGGCUUCCUUUCACAUCUUCAGCUCGAACAGAUAACUUGCAGCUUUGUCAUUGGGUCAGAAUUGUAAAUGAUGUUCCACCCACCGGUGACUAUUCUUUUGCCAAGUAUAACAAGUCUGUAGACAUUGUCAAAUACACUGAAGCGGAGUAUGAAAAGUGUUUGACUGAUCCUAUGUGGACCAAAGAAGAGACAGAUCAACUAUUUGACUUGUGUGAUAGGUUUGAUCUACGUUUCGUUGUUAUAGCUGACAGGUUCCCUUCACCUCGAACUGUGGAAGAGUUGAAAGAUCGUUAUUAUUCUGUAUCUCGAGAAAUUUUUCUUGCUAGAGAUGCUUCUUCUGCUGAUGUCGCUGGUAAUCCUCUUGUUAAGGAACCAUACAAUGUUUUACAAGAAAUUGAGCGCAAGCGUGCACUGUCAAUGGUUCUUUCUCAAACAAAGCAGCAAGAACGCAAGGAUGCCGAGGUUCUUGCUGAAGCAAAGAGAAUAACUGAGUCACACAUGAUUGAAAAGGGUGCUGAAGAAGCUGAGUUGCAUGUGAUGUCCACUGUUGGUGCAGAAAAUACAGAAAGGCCUAUUAUCGAUGUUGAAUCUGUGCCACCAUCUUCCAACAAUCAGCUUCCAACUGCAGCUGUUGCACUUCCAACAGCAAAUACUGAUGGUACUUCUACUCCAGCUUCUCUUCGCAUGCUUCGGGUGUUUUUGAGAACCCAUGUGCUUGAUCAAAUGGUGCAAGCUGCAAGCUCAUCUUCUGGACUUCGAACAGUGAAGAGGGUUGAGCAGACUUUACAAGAUCUUGGGGUUAAUGUAAAACCAAAAAUUCUAACAAAAGCUGUUUGCGCUGCGCAUCUUGAGUUAAGGAAGGAGAUACUGACUCUCCUGAAUAUCCAGAAACAGUUGCAAAAUAAAGAGGCAGAAGCUUCAUCACUUCGUGACAAUUCAUACACCGACAUUCCAAGUACUCCCAAGCAGCGUGUACAUCAUGGUGUGGAUCAGGAUCGUCUGUUCAUUCCCGAUUCUCUUAGUUUUGGAGGAGAGAGAAUUGGCAAGCGUGACCAAAAGCGCAAGGCUCCUGGAAGAUUUUCAGAAGCACUGCCGUCGCCUCCUCAGUCUAAGAGGCCUCGAAAGUUAAAGGCUUCUGAUGAAUAAUUUAGAGGUAAAUAAGUAAUUGGGAAAAGUUAGUCCAAGCAGCCCACCUG
Molecule: messenger RNA, 1584 nt
Organism: Telopea speciosissima
Lineage: Eukaryota; Viridiplantae; Streptophyta; Magnoliopsida; Proteales; Proteaceae
Product: SWR1-complex protein 4-like
Exons: 16
Coding region: 173-1534 (453 amino acids)
Biological process (GO): chromatin remodeling; negative regulation of transcription by RNA polymerase II; DNA repair
Cellular component (GO): nucleus; NuA4 histone acetyltransferase complex; Swr1 complex
Molecular function (GO): transcription corepressor activity
Source: RefSeq, a predicted model, not a curated record